Brassica napus (rape) is the source of this 453-nucleotide messenger RNA. RefSeq lists its product as uncharacterized. The record is from RefSeq and is a predicted model, not a curated record. NCBI's taxonomy places the organism in Eukaryota, Viridiplantae, Streptophyta, Magnoliopsida, Brassicales, Brassicaceae. Gene Ontology annotation, molecular function: enzyme inhibitor activity. The transcript has 2 exons. Bases 1 to 453 code for a protein of 150 amino acids.
AUGUAUCGCAUUGUAUUGAUAUUGUCGGCGAUUACACUCGUUUGCUCCAUCGCAGAAUCUCUUCUCGAUGACAACACUCAACUUGCAGUCAACGGAAUAUGUAAACAGACAACAGAUACCAAAUUCUGCGGUGAAGUCUUUGCCAAUAAACUGAUUAAUUCUUCCCCAAGCAAGAAAGAUCUCGUGAACGUGACAGUGACAGAAGCUGAAAGAUUCUCGGCAAACACGUAUUUCCUCAUCAGCACACUCCUUAGAAACGAUGGAGACGAGAGGCCUAAAUCUGCAAAUGACUCUGGUAAGAUCCUCGAUCUCAAUGAUAACUUUUCUGCGAGUGUUGGUAUCUGUAAGACAGAUUUUAUUGCGCCUGGUUAUGAGACUAAUCCGAUGAUUGAGAAAGAGACGAUGGUCUUAAUGGCCAUGCAAAAGAUCGUUGUUCAUAUGGUUUCUUCAUAA